Lachancea meyersii CBS 8951 is the source of this 3060-nucleotide messenger RNA. Lineage: Eukaryota; Fungi; Ascomycota; Saccharomycetes; Saccharomycetales; Saccharomycetaceae. The record is from the annotation of a GenBank genome assembly.
AUGCUCAGAUCAAGAGUCGGACUAGCCAGAUCCAGGCUAUUCGUCGCGAGAUCGCUGCACAGCAGCCGUUUUGCGUCACAACAGGCCGCCAGGCUUGCGAACGUGUCGUCACAGCAGUAUGAAAAGAUAUACCAGCCUGCCAAGGGCUCAUACGAGCCCUUGGACAACUUCCAAAGACGCCAUUUAGGUCCCAACCCACAGAAUGUUCAAAAUAUGUUGAAAACAAUGGGUUAUGACGAUCUCGACAAUUUCGUCUCGAAGCUGAUCCCUCCACAAGUGCUGGAAAAGAGAGCUUUGCAACUAGACGCUCCUGCCAAGGGCUUCACCGAACAGCAAAUGUUGCAACAUCUGCAACAAAUCGCGGAUAAAAACUUGCAUAAAGUGAGAAACCUGAUCGGAAAGGGCUACUACGGCACUACCCUGCCACCUGUGAUCCAGAGAAAUCUUCUAGAAUGCCCUGAGUGGUACACUUCAUACACACCUUACCAGCCUGAAAUCUCGCAAGGCCGUUUGGAGUCGCUUUUGAACUUCCAAACUGCGGUCGCCGAUCUCACAGGCUUGCCAGUGGCAAACGCUUCGCUUCUCGACGAAGGAACCGCAGCUGGUGAGUCCAUGCUACUCGCCUUCGGUGCCGCUAGACGCAAGAAAUCUACUUUUGUUGUCGAUUCUCGUGUGCACCCUCAAACUAAAGCAGUAUUGACCACUCGUGCCGAACCUUUCGGUAUUGAGCUCGUGGAGGUCGAUGUUAACGACGUGGAUGCUUGCAAAAAGGCUCUAGGCGGCAAAUCGGUUUUCGGUGGAUUGGUUCAAUACCCAGCCACAGACGGUUCCCUUCUUUCUGGACAGGUUAUGAAGUCGUUUGCCGAUGUCUUGCAUGCCAACAGCUCUCUGUUGAUUGUAGCAUCUGAUUUGAUGGCUCUAACGCUUUUGAAGCCUCCUUCUGAAUUUGGCGCGGAUGUGGUUUUCGGAUCUUCGCAAAGAUUUGGUGUCCCUCUUGGAUUCGGAGGCCCCCACGCUGCGUUCCUUUCGGUCCCCGAAAAACUCAACCGUAAGAUUCCCGGUAGAAUCGUCGGUGUUUCGAAAGAUCGUCUGGGCAAACCGGCUUUGCGUUUGGCUUUGCAAACCAGAGAACAACACAUCAAGCGUGACAAGGCUACUUCCAACAUCUGUACCGCCCAAGCUCUCUUGGCCAACAUUGCCGCCAACUACUGCGUUUACCACGGUUCCGAGGGACUAAAAGACAUCGCUCGCAGAAUCUACGGGUUUACUACAGUCUUGGCUCAAAAGAUUUCGAAAGAGUCUCCCCACACGUUGGUAAACGACACUUGGUUUGACACUUUGACCGUAAAAUUGGCCAAUGGUACCACUUCUCAAGAAUUUUUGAAAGAGGCCCUCGACAAGUAUUCGAUCAAUUUGUUUGCAGUUAACGAAGAUACCAUCUCUCUUUCGUUGGAUGAAAUCGUCACUAAAGAAGAUCUGCUCAACUUGUGUCAAUUGUUUGGAAGCUCUGCAGACCUUCCUGAAAGUUUGCCUGAAUUCCCAACCGAGCUUUUGCGUACUGAUGCCAUCCUAUCUAACGAGGUCUUCAACCAACACCACAGCGAAACUGCCAUGCUAAGAUACCUGCAUCGUCUACAAAGCCGCGAUUUGUCGCUUGCUAACUCCAUGAUCCCACUAGGUUCCUGCACAAUGAAACUGAACUCUACGGUGGAGAUGAUGCCAGUUACAUGGCCUCAGUUCGCAAACAUGCAUCCAUUCCAGCCCGUUGAACAAGCAGAAGGUUACCGUGAGCUCAUCAAAUCAUUGGAGUCUGACUUGGCUGACAUCACUGGGUUCGACGCUGUCUCUUUGCAACCAAACUCGGGCGCUCAAGGUGAAUACACUGGUCUAAGAGUUAUUAAAGCCUACUUGGAGUCCAAGGGCGAAUCGCACCGUAAAAUCUGCCUGAUCCCUGUAUCGGCCCAUGGUACCAACCCUGCCUCCGCUGUUAUGUGUGGCUUGAAAGUGGUUCCAGUCAACUGUCUACCUGACGGUUCCUUGGAUCUCAAAGAUUUGCAGGCUAAGGCCGAAAAACACGCAGACGACUUGGCUGCCAUCAUGAUCACAUACCCAUCGACAUACGGUUUGUUUGGUCCCGGUAUCAGAACAGCCAUCGACAUUGUUCACAGUCAUGGUGGUCAGGUGUACUUGGAUGGUGCCAACAUGAAUGCACAGGUAGGUUUGACCUCCCCCGGUGAUUUGGGCGCAGAUGUUUGUCAUUUGAACUUACACAAGACUUUUGCAAUUCCUCACGGUGGCGGUGGUCCUGGUGUGGGCCCCAUCUGCGUGAAGGCGCACUUGGGCCCAUACUUGCCUGGCCACGACGUGGUAGAGAUGAUGACAGGCGCUCCAAAAGAAAACCGCAUCAGCUCAGUAUCGAGUGCUCCCUAUGGCAGUGCCUCUAUUUUGCCAAUUUCGUACGCCUACAUCAAGAUGAUGGGGUCCAAGGGCUUGCCCUUCUCCUCUGUUGUGGCUAUGAUCAACGCCAACUACAUGAUGACCCGCUUGAAGUCCCACUACGACAUUAUGUUUGUCAACGAGAUGUCGAGCACCAAGCACUGCGGCCACGAGUUUAUUAUCGACCUGAGGAAAUACAAGGCCCAGGGCGUCGAAGCCAUUGAUGUGGCCAAACGUCUGCAAGAUUACGGUUUCCAUGCGCCUACGUUGGCGUUCCCAGUUCCAGGCACUCUGAUGGUGGAGCCCACAGAGUCAGAAAAUUUGGAAGAAUUAGAUCGCUUUGUCGAUGCCAUGAUUGCCAUCAAGGGCGAGAUCGAUCUACAAGUCGCUGGCGACCCCAAGGGCUCGGUGCUCAAAAACGCGCCUCACUCGUUGGAGGAUAUAAUUUCGAGUUCCGAUUGGGACGCCAGAGGAUACACCAGAGAACAGGCGGCAUACCCACUGCCCUACCUGAGAGACAACAAGUUCUGGCCUCCAGUGGCUCGUCUGGACGACACUUACGGUGACCUGAACCUUAUGUGCACGUGUCCAUCGGUUGAAGAGACCGUUGCCAAGCAAGACUGA